AUGUCCGCAUCACCUUCUGUCUCGGCGGUUUCGCGUAUCGCCUAUCUGGCCUCCGAUUUCGUCGUGAACUCCCUCUCCCCUGCAGCGCCCUCGCCCUUCCAGGCCGCCCUCACCAAACUCGCAAGCUCGCCAGACAGCAGGGCCUCUGUCACAAAUCUUCCCUUCGGCGCAGACGCGGGCGACACCCUCCUCAGGCAUCGCUCCGCGCGCCUCCUCUCAUACACUGCGCUUGCUCACCCGCAGGUCCUCAACCACCUCCUCCUGCACCUGCCCGAGCUCUCUUCCACCUCGACCGUCUUCCAUGUCGCCGUGACCUCCGACCUGUCCGACGCGCUCGUGCUCCAGUCCUCGCUCCCCUUCGUGCUCUACUCUCGCACGGCUCAGCAGGCCCACGACCAUGCACUUCUGGCCUCAAGACUAGCAUUCGUCGAGUCUACGGCGGUGCUCCAUAUCUUCCAUGUCGGAGACGAGAGCGAGGCCGUCGAAGAGGUCGAAGCGGACCGCAUUGCGCCCUUCCUCUUCGCCGAGAGGCAGUCCCCCCGCGGCAGCGACCAGAAGUCGACCACCGACUCCGCUGCGCUCCUGAAGAUCUACCAGUCCGCCGCGUUUGCGACCGUGGCCCUCGUCCGCCGCGCGCUCCGGCCGCUCAUCCAGCACGGCACCUCCGAGCCCCAUACCGUGCUUUUCACGCUCGGACAGGCGGCCCUGGACUAUGAAAUCGAAGGCGUCUCAUUCGUCGACGUCGCGCUGCUCAAGCCUCUGCCGCCGUCCACUAUCCUCGGCGCGGUCUCUCCCUCGGUCACGCGCGUCAUCGUUCUCGAGCAGCUUCACCACUGGUCGAUGAAAUGGACGCCUUUAUACCUCGAGGUUGUCAGCGCCAUCCAGCAGUCAGAGCUCGACCCCACGCCGGUCGUUCAGUCUGGCAUUCUCGGUGAUGCGAGCGCAAUCAUUGAGUCGGACGUCUCUGCUCUCAUCGAGCAUGCUACUACUGCAGGCUCUGCGCGUCUGGCACUCGGCCCCGCUCCCUCCGCCCAGGCGUCUGCGCCUGCGCCACACGUUCCCAAGCACGAAGCUGCUUACACCAAAAUCCUCGCCAACCUCUUCACCGGACGUCUGGAUGUCCUCAACUCUCCCGAGCUCAUCGCAUCCCAAGGUGAAGUCGCGACUACCCCCGAGUUCGCUCUCGGUCGUGCGCGCGGUGAACUUGAGGAGCGGGAAGAGCUGGUCGCCGCCGUGCGUGAGCUUCUCCGGGACCCGAACGUCUCUAUCGAGAUCCACUCGCUGCUCAGCCGGUGGCUCGGUGCGAAGGAUGACGGCGUCAAGAGCAAGCAGAUCGGUGAGGAGCUCUCAACCGCACUCGAGGCCGAGAAAUCUUCGAGCCCAGCGGCGCAGAAGAUCCUCAUCCUCCGUCGCCUCCUCCCGGCGCGCUCGCGGUGGAUCAUCGGUUCGGACGCGUGGGCGUACGAUCUCGGCGCGUCCGGUCUGCACCACGCGAUCGCGUCCAGGCUGAACGUGAACGUCCUUAUCCUUGACACGACCCCCUACAGCACCCGCAACUCUGUCGACCCCCACCGGAGGAAGCAGGACGUCGGGCUGUAUGCGAUGAACCACGGCGACGUCUUCGUCGCGAGCACGGCGGUGUACUCCUCGUACGCGCAGGUGCUCCAGGCGAUCAUGGAGGCGGACCGCUACAACGGCCCGAGCGUCGUGCUCGCGUACCUGCCGUACAGCACGGAGCAGACGCCCGCGCUCGAGAUCCUGAAGGAGACGAAGCUCGCGGUUGACUCCGGCUACUGGCCGCUGUACCGCUGGAACCCCGCGAAGGAGCGCGAGGGCAAGGAGCCGUUCUCGCUCGACUCGGACUUUGUGAAGAACGAGCUGCAGGCGUUCCUCGACCGCCAGAACCACCUCUCGCAGCUCACGCGCUCCGCGCCGGAGGUCGCGGCGGAGCUGGUGGGCAGUCUGGGCGAGAACUUGAAGCAGGCAAGGAAGAUGCGCGCGCAGCAGACGUACCUGGAUUUGCUCCAGACGAUCGACGCGCCCCCGCUUACGGUCUUGUAUGGCUCGGACGGCGGGAGGGCGGAGAAGGUCGCGAAGAGGCUCGCGACGCGCGGUAAGAUGCGUGGCUUGUCCACGACUGUCGCGACUAUGGACUCGAUCUCAGUCGAGGACCUCGCGAGGGAGGAGGUUGUUGUCUUCGUCACCUCCGUCGCCGGCCAGGGCGAGUUCCCGCAGAACAGCCGCACGCUCGCGAAGGCGCUCAACGGCGCCGCCGCGAAGGGCGACAGGGUGCUCAACACCGUGCGCUUCUCUGUUUUCGGUCUUGGGGACUCGCACUACUGGCCGCGCGCGGAGGACGCGCACUACUACAACAAGGCGGGCAAGGACCUCGACGCGCGCCUGGCGCAGCUCGGCGCGGAGCGCUUCGUGCCGCUCGGGCUGGGGGACGACCAGGACGCGGACGGGCCCGAGACGGGGUACAAGGCGUGGGAGCCGCUGUUGUGGAAGGCGUUGGGGGUGGACGCGGUGGAGGUGACGGAGAAGGAGCCGGAGCCGAUCACGAACGAGCACAUCAAGGUCGCGUCGCAGUAUUUACGGGGCACGAUUGCGGAGGGGCUGGCGGACGAGAGCACGGGCGCGCUCGCGCCGAGCGACACGCAGCUCACGAAGUUCCAUGGGAUCUACCAGCAGGACGAUCGGGAUAUUAGGGACGAGCGGCAGGCGCAGGGCGUUGAGCCGGCGUAUAGCUUCAUGAUCCGCGUGAGGAUGCCGGGAGGGGUGUGUACGCCGGAGCAGUGGCUGUUGCUGGACCAGAUCUCGGACGAGCAUGGGAAUGGGACGUUCAAGGUCACGACGCGCCAGACGUUCCAGUUCCAUGGGGUUAUCAAGCGGCACCUCAAGUCGGCGAUCCAGGAUAUCAACCGUGCUCUGCUCGAUACGCUCGCGGCGUGCGGUGAUGUCAACCGGAAUGUUAUCGUUUCGACCGUCCCUUCGCUGUCCAAGCUGCAUCGCCAGGCGUUCGAGUUCGCGACAAAGGUCAGCGAGCACCUGCUCCCCCGCACGUCCGCGUACCACGAGAUCUGGCUGGACAAGAAGCUCGUGGCGGGCGACGCGCUGAAGGACGUCGAGCCGCUCUACGGCGAGUUCUACCUGCCCCGCAAGUUCAAGGUCGCGGUCGCGAUCCCGCCGAACAACGACGUGGACGUGUUCGCGAACGACGUCGGCUUCAUCGCUGUCGUGGACAAGAACGGCGAGCUCGCUGGGUUCAACGUCACUGCGGGUGGUGGUAUGGGUGUUACCCACGCGAACAAGAAGACGUACCCGAGAGCGGGUAGCGUGCUUGGCUUCUGUACUGUUGCGCAGGGUGUUGAGGUUGCGGAGAAGAUCAUGCUUGUCCAGAGGGACAACGGCAACCGUGCUGACCGCAAGAACGCGCGUCUGAAAUACACGAUCGACCGCAUGGGUCUCGACAACUUCAAGGCGGCAGUCGAGCAGCUGCUCGGGUACCAGCUCCCGCCCGCACGGCCGUUCUCGUUCGACAAGAACAUCGACGACUUCGGGUGGACCACGGGCGAGGACGGCCGGCACCACUUCACGGCGUUCAUCGAGAACGGGCGCAUCCAGGACGAGCCCGGGCGCGACUUCAAGACGGGCCUGCAGGAGAUCGCGAAGGUGCACAAGGGCACGUUCCGCCUGACCGCGAACCAGCACCUGAUUGUUGCGGACGUCGCGACGGAGGACUUGCCCACGAUCAAGCGGAUACUGGCGCAGUAUAAGCUCGAUAAUGUGUCGCAGUCGGGCUUGAGGCUGUCGUCGUCGGCGUGUGUCGCGUUCCCGACGUGUGGGCUUGCGAUGGCGGAGUCGGAACGGUAUUUGCCGAUCCUCAUUGACAAGGUCGAGAAGAUCUGCGAACAGAACGGUCUGCGCAACGACUCGAUCGUUAUGCGCAUGACUGGCUGCCCGAAUGGUUGUGCACGGCCAUAUCUUGCAGAAAUCGCCUUCGUAGGCAAAGCCCCCGGCACGUACGCCAUGCUCCUGGGCGGCGGCUACUACGGCCAGCGGUUGAACAAGAUCUACCGAGAAUCCGUGACGGAGCCGGAGAUCCUCGCGAUACUCGGCCCGAUGAUCCAGCGCUUUGCGCGGGAGCGACACCAGGGCGAGCACUUUGGCGACUUCGUCAUCCGCGCGGGCUACAUCGCGCCGACGACGGAGGGCAAGCUGUGGUACGACCGCAUGGGCGGCGAGGGUCAGCACCGCGAGAUCGCGGUGGCCGCAUGA
This is a messenger RNA of Trametes versicolor FP-101664 SS1, 4278 nucleotides long. Its product is annotated as sulfite reductase subunit beta. Gene Ontology annotation, cellular component: sulfite reductase complex (NADPH). The transcript is spliced from 6 exons. Gene Ontology annotation, molecular function: sulfite reductase (NADPH) activity; FMN binding; 4 iron, 4 sulfur cluster binding. The coding region runs from base 1 to 4278 and encodes 1425 amino acids. Lineage: Eukaryota; Fungi; Basidiomycota; Agaricomycetes; Polyporales; Polyporaceae. The record is from RefSeq and is a predicted model, not a curated record. Gene Ontology annotation, biological process: amino acid biosynthetic process; sulfate assimilation.